Blumeria graminis f. sp. triticale is the source of this 2892-nucleotide messenger RNA. The record is from the annotation of a GenBank genome assembly. NCBI's taxonomy places the organism in Eukaryota, Fungi, Ascomycota, Leotiomycetes, Helotiales, Erysiphaceae.
AUGGUCAAUCAACCGGCUGGAAUGGCCACGAAGUAUAGAGAUGGAGGGAACAUAAUCGAAUUUUCCGGAAAAUGGGUCUCAUGGACUCACACUAUUAUUGCAUACUCUGCCUUUCUCAGUGCACUAUUCGUUGGAAUUUUCCUGCACUACGAGAAGAUUGUUCAAAAUGAGUACUACGGCUACCCCGAUGAAUGGUUUCCUUCCGUGUCUGCAACGAUUGGUGAUAGAUAUCCAGAAAGAUCAUUUUUCAUGGUAUUUAUAGCUAUUACUUCAGGUCCUAGAUUCGCUUUAGUCGGUUUAUGGUACCUGCUUACUGCCCGACCCAAUGCUAUGUUGCCAAAAUUUGUGGCGCUUAUGGGCGCAUUCCGAACGCUGACGUGUGGCGGCUGGACAUAUGUUACAUCAACUGAUAAUCAUGGCUGGCAUGAUAUUUUUAUGAUAUCAUACUUAAUAGCAACUAUUCCUUGGACACUCGGUUGUAUAGCCCUGAGCCCUGCAAGCAACGCUCGAGCAAUCAAAUAUCGAAAGUACUUUGCCGGAGCUUUUUUUGGCACCCUCAUACCCAUGGUAUAUUUCUUCAUACAACACAAAGUUCAUAAGGUUGCGGGAGCUUACACCAUCUAUGCAUUCUUCGAAUGGUCUCUUAUUUUGUUCGACGUUGGCUUUGACGCUGUCACUGCUCUAGAUUUCGAAACAUUCUCCCUGAUUGUAAGAGACGACAAGGGGUCUAGUAAGCGAACCAAUGCAGCAGGCUCGACCACUAUUGUGGAAAAAGAAAGCUCAACGAAGACUAGUUCAGCAAUUGGGCAAGGCUUUACCUGGGGAGCUGCAAUUGGAGCACUAGCUGAUGUAUACAAUGGAUUUGUAUUCUGGUCGAUGUUAACCUCUUUGGGACUCCUUAUCUGGUAUUUUCCAUUAUGGCAUAUGGGAAUUUCAGGGUAUGAAGCAAUGGUCAUGUCGACUAUUUCGCCGUUCUUAUUGGGCGUACCUUUAAUACGGUCUCUUGUCGUGAAAAAUAUCCGAUUAUGUCAUUUAUUGUCACUGAGUGGGCUAGCUGCAUAUCGAAUAUCUAAUCCAGUUUACAGACUAUUCACCGUCAGCUUUGCGGUAUGGAUGUCGUGUUUAUCUUGGUCGGCAACCUGGAAUUCAUUAAGCGCUCACCCAAAACAACUCGAAUCAAAGAAACUUUCUUGGGCUAUGGGGCUUAUAGUACACAGUACCAUUAAAUUCGCCUGGAAGACGAGUAAUCCUAUAUGGCCAACAUCACACUCUUCUAAUGGAGGAUGGAAUGGAUUGGGACUAUUUCUUGCUAUCCUAGCUGUAUUCUGUUCCACUCGCUCAUUGCCAGACACGCCCGGAAUAUCAAAUGAAUUUCAAAGAAACAAAAAAAAUUAUCCCGUUUUGGCUGGCUUCGGAAUCGGUGGGAUGUUGUUCGGCAUGCAUUCAUUACUCUCGGACUCUAGCACAAUGAUAUCUUGGGUGUGGGAAGGGUACCCAAUCAGAGGUCCAAUUGCUGCACCACAUGGUGCCUGGACCAUCGCUGCAAUGGGCGUCGGGUUGAUUUUGGGCCUCAAAAAUGAAAGUCUAGCGCGUAGUUGGACUCUAUAUGUGUUUGGAUGUCUAGGUGCUCUAACCUUGACUCUAUACAGUAAUUGGAAAGGUUUCUAUGGUGCCUUAAUUCUUGCUGUCUAUUUGAUGGCAAUUUCAAUCCCAUUCAUCAGCUCAGCGUCUGGGAAAUCACCAGCAACUACCUUUGGGCUUGGAUUUCUUUUGUACAACUUUCUUGUUCUAUUUCACGUUUGGGUUGUAGCAUAUGCAUUCGUCCCAGGUGGACCAUUGGUAAGAGAACAUACCGACUGGAUCAUGGUUACAACAAUGUUAUUUAUUGGCUGUGGUAUUUUCGCUAGUAAGGCAUCAGCGGCCAAACCCCAGCAAAAACGGGGCAGAAACAACGUAAACCGACACAAGAGUUCUGUUCUCCAUCUAUAUAUUCUUGGAAUAAUACAACUUGCAAGCAUUUCAGUCGCAUUUUUACGAUUUCCAACUUUUGACUACGCGCCAUAUCAUAAAGACGAUAAAAUCAUUACUGCCGGUAUCUGGACCAUUCAUUUUUCUCUGGACAAUGAUAUGUGGUCUUCUGAGUAUCGCAUGCGUGACCUAAUCAAAGAGCUCGAAAUAGAUGUCAUUGGCUUACUUGAAAGUGACUUGCAGCGAAUUAUUAUGGGUAACCGGGACACAACUCAAUUCUUAGCCGAAGAUUUAGGGAUGUAUGUGGACUAUGGACCAGGACCUAACAAACACACAUGGGGCUCUGCGUUACUAUCAAAGUUUCCUAUCGUAAACUCGACGCAUCACUUACUACCUUCACCUGUUGGAGAAUUAGCACCCGCAAUUGAGGCAACACUUGACGUGUAUGGCGAGAUGAUUGACGUCUUUGUUUUCCACUCAGGACAGGAAGAAGAUGUUGAAGACAGGAAAUUGCAGAGCGAAUAUCUCUCUAAACUUAUGGGUGCAUCACCACGACCAGCAAUCUUACUUUCAUAUCUUGUCAUCAAACCAUUACAAGGAAAUUACAACAAUUAUGUUUCGGAAAUAAGUGGCAUGCAUGAUAUAGAUCCCUCAGACUGGGAUAGAUGGUGCGAAUAUAUUCUUUACAAGGGACUGAAGAGAACUGCCUACGCACGAGUUAGCAGAAGUACUAUAACUGAUACUGAGCUCCAGGUUGGAAAGUUUCUAGUCGGUGAGGCACCAAGCGACGACCCAGAUGUUCGUAACAGGAGAAUAAGUGAAGACCAAGUGCCUGAGGGCAUGCGCUUCCCGCAGAUGUUCCGAGGCGAGGGAGUAAGAGGACACCGAUAUCAUGUAUUUGACGAACCUCUUUACUAUGCAUAA